UUUAAUAAAAAGCUUAUUAUAUAUUUAGAUAGACCAAUUUAUUUCUCUAAGGAUUCUAAAAAUCAUUCUAGUGAUGACACGCGGCUACAAAAAAUGUUGUAAUGCUUCUCAAAUAAUAUAUAAGGGAUUACUUGAUUGAUAAAACAAAGUAAAUAUUUCUCAAGCAAGAUAUAGCAUCCAAUGCUAGAUUCUUAUAUACUUUUUAAAUCUCUUUAUAAGGCAUGGAAUAACUAUUACUCAUUUUGAAACAAUAACCGAUACUUAUUGAGCAUUUAUCUAGUAAAAGAUAGAUUUUAAUUUAUUGAUUUCAACUAAAAGAUCAUGUUUGCUUUUAACAGUAAUUAAUAAUGAAUGUUUUUACAUCGUAGAAAAAUGUAAUUUGCGAAAAAAAUAUUUAUGUUGACAAGACUGACUAAUGAGUUCAAUUUUCAAUUAGUUUAAUUUUAGUUGAAAGUAAUAUUUCUCAAACCGAGAUCCAAAAGUUUUUUUUAGGCAUUUAAUGUCCAACGUUGGAUAGCAAACUAUACUUGAAAAAAAGUUUACUUCAACAUAAAUAAAACAACACUAAAACUUGAUCCGCGUCAAUACACGAAUGUUUGAUUUAACUUGUGUUUAUCGUAAAUUCAUAAACUGCUGAUUUUAUAAAAAUUCUCAUUUCUAUUUUUGUAUGUUUUGUUAUUUAUAUAUAGAGUAAAAUAUAUUAUUUUAUUAUAUAUAUGUUUGAUAAUGAUUUUUUAAUUUGUACAUAAUAUUAUAUUAAAAGUUUUAUAACUUGAUGCAAUUUGAUGUAAUAUAAAAGUUGUAUUAUCCUUUAAUAUAUGCGAUUUAGUUAAUAUUCAUACAAUAUAUGAAUAUUUAUUUGGUUAGAUAAGCUUUAAAAUUUUAAUUAAUUAAUUUAAAUUAAUUUUAAAUAUAGUGGUAAAAUCUGUAAAUAAUAAAAAUACAAAAAAUAUUUAAUUUAUUGUAAAUGUAAUGGUUAAAUGUGUAAAUAAAAAUAAGUACUAAAAAUACUGUUAUACAUGUUUCCAAAAAAAAUUCAUCAAUUAUUAAUUUUAAUAAUAUAGAUUUCUAAACAGUGACAAAUUGCAAAAUCUUGCAAUUAGACCUUAUCGCACCGCGCAUUUUAAAUAUCACCGAUGUCAUUAACUUUUAUUCGUUUACCAAAAAUUUCAUUUUAAUCAACCAUCAAUAUGUAAGAGUGUACAUAGCUAGUCGAAUGUAUCAAAAGCUAUUGUGUUGAUAAAUAUAGCUGUCGUGGAAUGCAUGUGCCCAAAGUUUACUUUUUGUUUUUUCGUCUUUUAUUGUAUUAAUUUACAAUGAGUCUAUGUUGACUAGUAUGGACGUGUUAAAAAGUCAUACCAACCCCUUUAUCAUACACGUUUCCAAUCAUUAAUCUAUGCCUAAAAUCCAAUUUAAUUACUCUACAUCUCUGUAAACCAUCUUUACCUCGUAGACUUUUAUUCGUACCGUUAUCAAUGGAUGGUUACUUGUGAAUUGUUUAACUGACCAUUUACACAUAUUUCGACUCUCUUGAGAUAUUUCUGAAUCAUAAGGAUCAAAAUUAGUUUUUGACAAAAGAUUAUGAGUUUUUAUAUUUUCAAACAGAAUCAGUUUCAUAUACUUUUAAAAAAUAUAUAUAAUUAAUUAUAUUAAUUGGCCCGAGUAAAUCGCAAAUAAGAAAAAUACAUACGCCCAAUAAUGACCGGAGAAACAACAGUACUAGGUUACAAAUAGACAACAAACUUAAAGCCGUAAGAAAGCAAACUAAAAAAACAAGAAAAGUAAAGUGAAGCUUCAAUUCCGAUGGACAACACAGUUGCGAACUCCGGUGGACAACACACUCUAGUCGGUGUGUCCAAGAUCAGCCUUAGAUCCAUCUCCGCACACCGUGCUAGAUACCACCUGAUGAGCGUCCCACGUCCAAGAAUCACUGGAUCUGGAGGAAGACACCGGUUCCCAAAAACCCUAACCCCAUCAGUUCCCAUGGUGCCUCGGUUUCAUAUACUUCAAAGUGACAUAUUUAAGUUUCAGAUUUGAAUGGUCACUGCAUAUAACAAUGUUUAAUACUGUAAUAUACUAGUAACGUAUUGGCCAUUCUAACAACUAAACUUGUGAAUUCAAGUUAUUAACUUAUCGUUGCAGAACAAAACACAGAUAAUGACUAAAAAGGUAAUGACUAAAAAAGAGGUAUAUAGUUCAACAAAAGAAAAAGAGAUAAUUCUUAAAACAUUUUUAUCACAUUUCAUAAUUUAUUUCAAAAAUAGUGUGAAAAAUUAAGUAUGAAUGAAAAAUAAAAAAAUUACUCUAAAAAAAUAUAUAUUCUAUUUUAUUAUUAUAUUUUUAAAGUAAACUAUAGAACAGAGAUGAAAAUACUGUAAAUUAUACAAUUUUUCACGUCGUUAUGCUAUUUAAUUUUGGGAAAUGUUUUAGUCACAUCAUUAGUCUCAUUAUGAACAUUUAUAGCUAGUUAGAUAGGCUAUACAGUCAGACCAACAGACUAACCCACUAAAAUUUUUAAAGAAAAAAAUGAAAAUUAAUCUGUGUACGUGGGAUUCAUCUCAAAAUUGAAUGUUUAGAGCAUCUGCAUUGAAGGUUCAAUGCAGAAGUUCACACCUUUCCCAAAAAAAAAAAAAAUUAAAAUAUUCUAUUUUUGGUGAACUCAGCUCUUGCAGGAUCACUGGGAUGAACCUAGUUCAUCACUGUAUCGCGGGCCCCACGCCACGUGGCGGUCCGUGAUUGGUCCGCUUAAUUUUUUUUUAAAAAAAAAAAAAAUAAUAAUAAAAAAUUAAAGUUAUGAACCUCCCUUAAGAUUCAUAGAUGCUGAUGCCCUUAGAUAAUCAAGGAUACAAGUAUUAUUAAAUUGCGACCGACAAUCAUGGUUAGAUCAUAAAUGAUAAUCUAGUGAACCAGAUUAUAUAUCAUCAUUACUCGCGUUAAUUCAGACUACAAUUUUAUCUACUUAUUAGACGAACUUGCUCUAUCAGAAGGAUCAAAUCAGAUUUUUUUUUUUUGGCAUCGGAUCAAAUCAGAUUGGUCAUAACCAAAGGUAGCUCAAAUUGUAUAAUCAUAAUUAAUGAAAAGAGUUUUUUUUUGUCAACUUGAAAAGAGUUUCUUUUAAAACAAUAAAAGCAAUGUGUAUUGUAUAAAUUAGAAUUAAUGUGAAUAAAUGUCAGGUUUCUUCCUUAAAUAAAAAGUUCCCCACCACUUGUACUGGUACACAUAAACAAACAAAGAAACAAAUUUUCAAUUUUCCCACUUAUCAUAUUUGAUACUGAUAUUCAAUUUACACCAAUCAGUAAAGAAAAGAGAAGUCUUACACCAAACGAGUCCCACCGAUCAAGAAAUUUAGAAAAAAAAAGAUUAAAAUAAAUAUAAAGAGACUUAGAAAUGUCACCGAACUUUCAUUUUACUCUCUCUCUCUCUCUCUCUCUCUCUCUGUUCUCCAUUUUUUCUCCUUGGCUGACCUCUCUCAUCCUCUGCUUAACUAUCAAUUGUUUUUCUCCCAAAUCUUUUAAACAAAUCUCAUAUUCUUCAAAGUUUAUGCUUCUCUUCCUAUUAGAGAAUGAGCUUGUUCUUCUAGUUAAUGGAUCUAUCAGCUCGUCGUAAUAUCCUCCGGGAUCUGAACUUUACUCCGCCGCCGCCACCACCACCACCAAUGACUGUUUUCCACCGUGUGAGCUCGACGGGGACGAACUUUCCGAUCAUAGCCGUCGCCGUGAUUGGAAUCUUAGCCACAGCUUUCUUACUUGUAAGCUAUUACGUUUUCGUUAUCAAAUGCUGUCUGAACUGGCAUCGAAUCGACAUUCUUGGUAGAUUCUCACUAUCCCGACGUCAACGCAACGACCAUGGUGGUCCUAUAAGGCUUUACUCUCCGAGGAUAAAACGCGGUCUCGAUGAAUCCGUCAUUAGAGCAAUCCCUAUUUUAAAGUUCAAGAAGAGGAGAGAAGGAGAAGAGAAUACUUGUCAAGAAUGCUCGGUUUGUUUGAAUGAGUUUCAAGAAGAGGAGAAGCUGAGGAUUAUCCCACACUGUAGUCAUUUGUUUCAUAUCGACUGCAUCGAUAUUUGGCUUCAGAACAAUGCCAAUUGCCCUUUGUGUAGAACUAGGGUUUCUUGCGGCACAAGUUUCCCUCCCGAUCCGGUUUCUGCUCCAAGUACUUCCCCAGAUAAUGCGGUAUUGGGGUCAGACACCGGCGAAAAUGAGUAUGUUGUCAUCGAGCUAGGUGAUAGCAUCAGUAGUGACAGAGAUAGUCCAAGAAGCGGAAGGAUACGUGUGGUACAAGAAAGAUCGAAUUCAAGUCACCUACUGAACCAAAGUUCGAUCAGCCAAUCUCCUAGGAAGCUUAACAGAGGAGAGUUUCAGAGAAAAGGAAGAAAGCUUCACAAAGUCACCAGUAUGGGAGACGAAUGUAUCGACAUUAGAAGAGACAAAGAUGAGCAGUUUGGUAGUGUUCAACCCAUCAGAAGAUCGAUCUCGAUGGAUUCGUCUGCAGAUAGACAGCUGUAUCUGGCUGUUCAAGAGGCGAUUAUUAUCCGGAAAAAUCAGGAAAUUCCGGUGGUCGGAGAAGGAGCUGGAGAGUGUAGCAGUAGUAGCAACAAAAUGAAGAGAUCCUUCUUCUCUUUUGGGAGUAGUAGACGUUCUAGAAGUUCUUCCAUAUUGCCUCUUUAUUUUGAACCCUAAUGGACCACUUUGCUUCUUUGUUUUCUUUUUCUUGUUUCUUCCUAACAUUUGCUUUUUAUUUUUAUUGUUUGGUCGGUGAGGUAGGUGAAGAAUACAGGCCUGUUUUGGAUUUUAGAGGUCAAAAGAGUAAAUGAGUUGUAUUGUGAAAUUAUUGGACUUUUUAAGUUUGAAAAACUAAAAUCUCAUUUUGCCAAUGAACGAAUAUGAACAUACUUUUGGUGUUA
Molecule: messenger RNA, 4902 nt
Organism: Brassica rapa (field mustard)
Lineage: Eukaryota; Viridiplantae; Streptophyta; Magnoliopsida; Brassicales; Brassicaceae
Product: RING-H2 finger protein ATL16
Biological process (GO): protein ubiquitination
Molecular function (GO): transferase activity
Source: RefSeq, a predicted model, not a curated record